GGCGUUUGGCAUUUGGCAUGCGCAUGUUAUCGAGGAAGAAAAGCACCAGUGUUUAACCGACGGCAUAAAAGUGUAAACAUUAGCAGCCUGGGCUACUUCUGUGUGUCGGUAGGAUGGAAAUAUAAGGUUAACCUCAAGGUGUUGGACCAAACAUUGUUCUUCAGUGCAUGGAAGCAAAGCCAAUGCGCAGGGCCACCAGCGCACGCCAAGACGCCACUGGAAUGGACAUCACCAGCCGCUGUACUCUGGGGGACCCCAACAAACUCCCUGAAGGGGUCCCCCAGCCUGCACGCAUGCCCUACGUCUCAGACAAACACCCACGACAGACCCUGGAGGUGAUCAACCUGUUGAGAAAACACCGGGAGCUCUGUGACGUGGUGCUGGUGGUGGGUGCCAAGAAGAUUUACGCUCAUCGUGUCAUCCUGUCGGCCUGCAGCCCCUACUUCAGGGCCAUGUUUACUGGAGAGCUGGCAGAAAGCAGGCAGACUGAGGUCGUUAUCCGAGACAUCGAUGAGAGAGCCAUGGAGCUGCUCAUUGACUUUGCCUACACCUCACAGGUGACUGUAGAGGAGGGGAACGUUCAGACGCUGCUCCCUGCAGCCUGCCUCCUCCAGCUGGCUGAGAUCCAGGAGGCCUGCUGUGAGUUUCUGAAAAGGCAGCUGGAUCCAUCAAAUUGUCUGGGCAUCAGGGCCUUCGCUGACACGCACUCCUGCCGCGAGCUGCUCCGCAUUGCAGACAAGUUCACCCAGCACAAUUUUCAGGAGGUGAUGGAAAGUGAGGAGUUCAUGCUGCUGCCCGCAAAUCAGCUGAUCGACAUCAUUUCCAGCGAUGAGCUCAACGUGCGGAGCGAGGAGCAGGUUUUUAAUGCUGUGAUGGCGUGGGUGAAAUACAGCAUCCAGGAGCGCAGACCACAGCUACCGCAGGUCCUGCAGCACGUCCGUCUGCCGCUGCUCAGUCCUAAAUUUCUCGUGGGCACUGUGGGUUCAGAUCCUCUCAUCAAGAGUGACGAGGAGUGCAGAGACCUGGUUGAUGAGGCUAAGAAUUACCUGCUGCUGCCACAGGAGCGGCCGCUGAUGCAGGGCCCCAGAACACGGCCGAGGAAACCCAUCCGCUGUGGAGAGGUACUUUUCGCAGUUGGCGGCUGGUGCAGCGGAGACGCCAUUUCCAGCGUGGAGCGUUAUGAUCCUCAGACCAACGAGUGGCGGAUGGUCGCGUCGAUGAGUAAACGGCGGUGUGGAGUCGGCGUCAGUGUUCUGGAUGACUUGCUGUAUGCGGUGGGAGGUCACGAUGGAUCCUCAUAUCUCAACUCUGUGGAGAGAUAUGAUCCUAAGACCAACCAGUGGAGCAGUGAUGUGGCUCCCACGAGCACUUGUCGCACCAGUGUGGGCGUGGCUGUUCUCGGUGGUUAUCUGUACGCUGUAGGAGGACAGGAUGGAGUUUCCUGUCUCAACAUUGUGGAAAGAUACGAUCCUAAGGAAAACAAAUGGACUCGCGUGGCGUCCAUGAGCACCAGGCGACUGGGUGUAGCUGUGGCUGUGCUGGGGGGAUUUCUGUAUGCUGUGGGAGGGUCUGAUGGGACGUCACCAUUAAAUACAGUGGAACGCUACAACCCCCAAGAGAACCGCUGGCACACUGUAUCUCCGAUGGGGACCAGGAGGAAGCACCUGGGCUGUGCGGUCUACCAGGAUAUGAUUUACUCUGUUGGAGGGAGAGACGACACCACAGAGCUGAGCAGUGCAGAGCGAUACAACCCCCGGACCAACCAGUGGUCUCCUGUAGUGGCCAUGACUUCCAGACGGAGCGGGGUGGGCUUGGCUGUGGUGAACGGUCAGCUCAUGGCAGUAGGAGGCUUUGAUGGGACGACGUAUCUCAAAACUAUAGAAGUCUACGACCCCGAUGCCAACACAUGGAGGUUGUACGGGGGGAUGAACUACCGCCGGCUAGGUGGAGGGGUGGGUGUCAUUAAAAUGACUCAUUGUGAAUCCCACAUAUGGUAACACCAACCCCCCACCCAUCCACUCAUACACUCACUUCUCAUCACGUUGCAAUGGUAUGCCUCUUUUCACCAACUCUUGUGCCUCCAAAAAGAGGCGCUGUCCAGUCACACGAGGAUGAGAAAAAACGUGGAGGGGGGGGGGAGUGAGGCUGACGGAGGAACAAACUUUUGAACUCUAGUUGACCCCCGACCCCACUCUGAGGUGAUCAGCUCUGGUUGUCUUCGAUUGACCAUGGUCACCGUGACGUGCACUGAGAGUCAACCGAGAGCCAUGAAGCUUCCAGUUAGAAGAGGACGGUCCUUCUCCUGUGACCUCUGCAGGUUUCAUCCUGCGGGCUUCUCGCUCUGGGACAUUUGAAUGAAAUGGAACUAAACUUGAUUGAGUUUGCUGUUGGGGAAGAUUAUUUUACGUUUCUGCGGUUUAAGAAUUUCAAAAGCAUCGGGUCACUGGACGAGGGCUUUCUCGGUCUUUCCAACUGUGAGAGCCUCCAUCACCUUCCCCUGUCUUUAAAAAUGCCACACCCCACCCCCCAAAUUCUGGCGAGUGACGACUGCCCUGAAUGAGUUAAGAAACAGAAGGCAGAGCGGAAAACCUUCUGUUUAUUGUGUGAGGUCGAUUUUGUUUCCUGGAGACACAACAUUGCAUACCGACUGCCCUCUCAUUCUGUCUCUACUUGGCUUUAGGCUUAGAAGCAUACAUCUCAACUAUGGCUGCUGUGUCUCUGGGCCUCAUGUGUAGCAUUAAUUAGUAGAAAACUGUCAGGUAGUUUCCUUUUUUGCAUUUACGCUGUCAGUUGGAUACCCAGAGAUUUUAUCUCUUGUUGCCACAAGGGGGAGUGAUUCUCAGCGGGAGGAUAUGUACGAGGAGGUCACUGCUACUCAGAACUCACUGUCACCGAAUGGGACUGCUGCACUUUCCGGGAGGCUGCUGUAGCUGCUUGUUAUCUUCAAUGUUUAAAGAUUUCAGUUCAGAUGGUCAAAGCGUAGUUCAUGGAAUUCACCAUGUAGCCUGUUCGUCACCAUAACCCUUCAGUGGAAAGAACUCGGACACCAAAGUCAUCCAAACGCGGCGCUGGUUUGUUGUCGGGUCUGAAUCCUAAAUGCCUCUGUUUUCUUAAAACGAAUCUGAUCGUCUUCAUACAAGCACACACACAAGUGUUUGUACCCUUUCUACAUGGCAACACUUUGAUGCCACCUGUCAUUACCUCCACCUGGCUGCAUCACACUGUUUUUUGUGUUGUGUGAUGUAGGGGGGAAAAAAAGAGCCUACUUUCACUGUGAAGUGGUUGAUCGUGUCAAGAUUGUCUGUUUCAGAAAGUUAGAAAAACUGUCCCCUGGAUUCUGCCAUUGGAAAAGGGGAUCGGAGACCAUGUCGGACGAUCUGACAAACGCUUGGUGCGUUUGAUCGUAUGUCCCAGUCUGACCUCAGAAGUGGAAAAAAUGUGAACUUCUAGGAGCUUGAAAGGAAAAUGCUGGUGAUAUUUGUAUUUUUGUUGUCAACAAAGUCCAUGAAAAAGACCAAAACCAACAAGAUGUUUAUCUUUCAGUGCUUUACAACUUACUAACUUUAACCCAAGUCCAUUCAUUCAUCUUGAAGACCUUAAUUUUACAAAACGAGCGAGUAUCACUCAAACAGGAGGAAAUUGUGUAUUUUUGGGGGACCGCUCUCACCUGCAGAUUAAUCCACACAUGAGUAUUUGUUGUAGCAGGACUGUGUGUAUGGCUGACUACAUUGUGUGUGUGUUCGUGGUAAUGGAGGAAUAUGUAAAUCAGUGCAACACUGUGGCCCAUUGCUGUGUUUUUAAGAGUUUUUGGACACCAGUGAAGCUCUGACACAUCUGAAUAACACCCAUCAGGUUUUGGCGUCACACACAAUAUUUGCGUAUUAAUUGUUGGUUUUUGGACUUUUCAUGGAAUUUGUCGACAGGAGGAAAAAUACACAAUAAAAUCAGACAGAUCUUUGUAGUAAUUUAAAAAGAACCCCUAAUGCUAUCAGUUUAGUUCUGGGGAUAAGAAGAUUGAAUAUAAUACAAACACGCUGCUUUAAAACACCUGUCACCAUACAAAAGGAGACCGUUUGUUUACAGCCUAGGACAUAAAAUCACUCAGUUGUUGAUGUGUUUGCAUUGAAUAUUGAUCCACUGUGGACACAGAUGAGGAUACAGGUGUCAAGAAACGAGUUCAGUCACAUCAAAGAAAAUUAUAUCAUGUAAAUAUUUCACAAGUUUUGUUCAGAAAUGUUGAUAGAAACUGUUGGACUCAUGAUUUAGUAGUUUUUCAGUAUUUAAAAUGUGAAGAUUUCAGUUUUCUUAUCAAACACAGUUCAUGUGAUCGGAUUCAUUUUACAUGCUUCACACUUGCAACAUCAAAAUCUCCUGUAACAACAAACCCAAAACGGUAGAGAGAGAAACAAGUGGCCUAUCGACCAAUGCAGCAAAGCAUAUUUAUAUUAAAGAAGUAAUCAUAUUAACAUAAUUCUUAACUGUAUAUGCAUUGAUUAAUGAGCUACUUCUGUAGGAGUAAUCGAUGUGAUAUUAUUUGUUUUAGUUCACACAGCCACAGGGUUUAGAGACACGGGGCCUCCUUGUUCUGCAGCCACAGUUUCCCAUGUUGUUGUUUUCUAAUGUCCUCAUAUGCGGCACGUAAUGUCGCCACCUGCUGGAGGACAGUUGUAGUGCAGUACUGGUAUGGAUAAUGAAGAGAUCCUCUGCAGUUUUCUUAGUGGUCCCUGGUUGCGUAACUGAUCUCAGCUCAGUGUGAAACAGACACAGUUUGAGGAUACGGUGGUUGGGGUUAAUCUCAUAAUUUAUUGCACUGUGAUUGGAAAUGUAUUUUAGAUUGUAUCUUUUUUUUUUUUUCUUAAAUGUAUUUUAUAUGGGUGUUCAAAUUUCCAGAUAUUUGGGGGGGGGGGGUCUAAAAUGAUGAAUCGGACAUGUCAGGCCUCACUGAUGAUGGGGUUUUUUCAUAGAUGCAACACUACAUGUUUUGACUUUGUGUCACACAGUUUAUCACAGUUCUGCACUUUAAAUUGUGUGUUGAACAAAUGCAUUGAGUUAGAAAGCAGGACCUAACCUGAAUACUGGUGUUAAUGUUCAAUAACGUGGCAAAUCUAGAUUUAGCUGGUUUUAAUUCAAGUCACAGGAUCACUGCUAGGCUCAUAAUGUAUUUGCUGUAUGCAAAUGUUCAUGUUGAAUAUGUUUAUGCUUUUGGAUAUUUUGCUGUUACAUACGUCGAUGUUCACAUGUAGAAUCUGAUCAUUUCAUGCAAUUUUUUUUUUUUUUUUGUUAAACUCAAACAUUGAUGCAACAUGUUACAUAAUGAUUGUGAUAAAUGUCCAUCAAAUAGAAGAAAUAUAGUCACCCCUUUGUUGAACAAAAAAUGAUGCAGUCUUUCCAGCUCCCAAAAUCUCCCAAGUAUAUGUUGCUAUUUUUCACUGCCACAGAAAUAUGAGGAGAUCCCACUCAGUUACGAGUGUUAUUGCGAUACAUGUUAUUGCUUUGGUCCCAGGCGCCGGGUUAUUGUCUGUAUUUUUUACACAAUGUCAACUGGGCAAAGAAAACACCUUGUUUCCAACUUCCUGACUGCAUUUUUCAGAGAAUACAAUUUCCUGCUUUCAUUUCCUUGUGCUAUUUUUCCUCAGCAUCUUCAACUCUAGUCUUAAUUUUCUUACAACUCUGGUUAUUUGUUGUGUUGACUGGAUCGUUUUAGACCAAAGCAGUAAAACUGUAUUUGGCUUUCAAACUGAGUGAGUUUCCCCUUUUAAUCAUGUGAGCUGCUAACGAUGCAUCGUGACUGUGAUGAACCGAAAUCGACCGACUUCAGUCAGUAGCCUAUAUUUAAAUAUCUUGUUUUGAGUCGCCUCUGUGCAGUCUUUCCAACACAUGACCCAAACAUGGUUGUGAUCUAUGGUGUUUUUUUUUGUUUUUGUGAAUCAAAGCAGCCAUCUCUCAGCUGCGAUCACUGCAGCAGCUCUGGACCAUGUUCACUAUGACAAGGAUUAAACUUUUCCCCUGGAAAACAA
Molecule: messenger RNA, 6017 nt
Organism: Seriola aureovittata
Lineage: Eukaryota; Metazoa; Chordata; Actinopteri; Carangiformes; Carangidae
Gene: klhl20
Product: kelch-like family member 20
Exons: 14
Coding region: 168-1997 (609 amino acids)
Molecular function (GO): protein binding
Source: RefSeq, a predicted model, not a curated record